Molecule: messenger RNA, 1284 nt
Organism: Hydractinia symbiolongicarpus
Lineage: Eukaryota; Metazoa; Cnidaria; Hydrozoa; Anthoathecata; Hydractiniidae
Product: glutamic acid-rich protein-like
Exons: 3
Coding region: 76-1191 (371 amino acids)
Source: RefSeq, a predicted model, not a curated record
UCACAUGUCAGAACUCAUACACUGCUUCAUAUUUGUCAGGAUCAACAAGGAGUGUGAGUUGAUAGUGAAAACAAAAUGGCGUUCAAACUUUUAUUACUGUGUGUAACUUGCUGCGCGUUUGCAAGCUGUAAGCCCACUUUUGAUAAAGGCUUCACUCACAAAGUUACUGAUGGAGAGAUAGAUACUUUACCUUACGAUCACAUAUUUCCAAACGAUAUAAACGAAGAUGAACACACUGAUGCUUUACCAGAUGAUGAUCAAGAAUUCUUCAUUGACUUUCCAACUGAAGAAGAAGAGGAUAAAAAAGAUACAACAACUGAGCAGCCUGCUCCUGGUGUUGAAGAUUUACCACACGAAUAUCCAAUUCAUCCAGAAAGUGAAGAAAACGACGAACACCAUGCAGGCUAUCCAUCAAAAGAAGAAAAUUUGAAAGGAGAAGAGAAGGAAGAAGUAGUAGAAGAAAAAGAAAAACAUAGCGAUGCGCCACAACAUAAAAUGAGGAAAGAGGAAAAAGAAGAAGAAAAUGAAGAAGAAGAAAAAGAAGGGGGAGAAGAGAAAGACGAAAAAGAAGAGGAACAAGAACAAAUACCCCCACCUAGCAUGGACGAAACUGAUGUCAUCAUCGAAGAAGGUGAAGAUGAAAGUGAUGACGAUAUGGAAGAAAUUCCUUCUCCAGGCUAUGAACAUAUUGUGCCCUCCUCUAUACCAAGAGAAGAAGAACCAUUUGAAGACGAAACGGAUGACGGCGAGGAUAGUGACGAUGAAAAUGUUGAAGAAGUUGACGACGAUGAGAUGGAAAAUAAGAAGGAAGCUAAAGAGAGCAGGGAGGAUGCUGCCGAAGAGGAAACUCAUCCAAAAGAAAAUGCAGAUGCUGAGGAGGAAGCCCAUUCUAAAGAAAGCUCAAAAGAUGCUACUGAGGAGAAAGAUCAUCUAGAAGUAAGUUCGGAAGAUGCUACUGAGGAGGAAGCCCAUCCAGAAGUAAGUUCGGAAGAAGAUACUGAGGAGCCAACCCAACCAGAAAAAAGUUCAGAGGAUGAGGAAGAAGCACCUUCUGGAAAAGGUUCAGAAGAUGCCUUGGAAGAUGAAGAAGAGGAAGGACUAGAUGAAGGUACUGGGCAUAAAGAAGAGAAAGAAAGUGAGGAAGAAUCAGAAGAAGUAGAGCGACCUACCAAUCCAACACCUGAGGAAUAAACAAUAAUCAUUAUAGCAAACACAUGUAUAAUUAAGUCUAAUAAAAAGUGAAAUUAAUUGUCAAUAUAAAUUUAAAAUAUCAACAAAAAAACA